ACAGGUUUAGAUCAUCAGACUAAUAUACACGCCUCUCCAUGUCAGGAGUGUGUUUGAGCUUAUAGUGUGUACAGAAGUGUGUGUGUGUCAGUUUGGACAGGAAACCGUACAGCCCAAACUGCUCCGCUCAGGCUCUCUCUAUCCAUCUACUCCUUCUCUUUCUGCAAAACUAAUCAAGGCAUCAUGGUGGCCCACAAGGAGUUUGCUUCGGCUGGGAAGACCACUGGUCUGCAGAUUUGGCGUAUAGAGAACAUGGACCUCAAACCUGUUCCCAAGAACCUGCAUGGUAGCUUCUACACCGGAGACGCCUACCUGCUGCUGUACACCACGCCCGCACCAUCCUACUACAUCCACAUAUGGAUAGGAGGUGAGUGCUCGCAGGACGAGAGUGGAGCGGCGGCCAUCUUUGCCGUGCAGCUGGACGACCAUCUGGGUGGCGGUCCGGUGCAGUUCCGUGAGGUCCAGAAUAAGGAAUCUGUCAACUUCCUGGGAUACUUCAAGUCCGGCAUUAAGUAUCAGAAAGGUGGUGUUGCAUCUGGUUUCCAUCACGUGGUGACUAACCAAGUGAGUGUGAAGCGUUUGCUGCAUGUGAAGGGCCGGAGAGCGAUCAGAGCCACUGAAGUCAACAUGUCCUGGUCCAGCUUUAAUAAGGGUGACUGCUUCAUCGUGGACCUGGGACAGGACAUCUACCAGUGGAUCGGCAGCGAGUGUAACCGCUUUGAGAUGGUGAAGGCGUCUCAGGUGGCCAUCGACAUCCGUGAUAACGAGCGCAGCGGAAGAGCCAAGGUGUCCAUAGUGGAGGAAGGUUCAGAACCCCAGGAGCUUAUUGAUGUUCUCGGCCCCAAAACGAGCAUCGCUCCUGCCACACCUGAUGACGAGAAGGUCGAGACAUCCAACAAGAAAAAGGGAGUGUUGUACCUGAUCUCCGACGCCACUGGCUGCAUGAAGACCUCUGUGGUGGCUCCUUCCAGUCCGUUCAAGCAGGAGAUGCUGUCCCCUGAUGACUGCUUCAUCCUGGACAACGGCGUGGAUGGCAACGUGUUUGUGUGGAAAGGUCCGAACGCUAACACGGAGGAGCGCAAAGCUGCCAUGAAAGUGGCUCAGGAGUUCAUUAAGGAGAAGAAUUAUUCCAAUGAAACACAGAUCCAGGUGCUGCCUGCAGGGGGCGAGACGACUCUCUUCAAGCAGUUCUUCUCUAACUGGAUGGAUAAGGACCAGACGACGGGCCCCAGAAAGGCCUACACCAUUGGCAAGAUCGCACAAGUGACUCAGGUUCCCUUCGACCCCUCCACGCUGCACACCAACCAGACCAUGGCCGCGCAGCACAACAUGGUGGACGACGGAUCUGGAAAGGUUCAGAUCUGGCGUGUGGAGGGCGGAGCUCGUGUCGCCGUGGAUCCCGCCUCUUACGGUCAGUUCUUCGGAGGCGACUGUUACAUCAUUCUGUACAGCUACAAACAGGGCUGCCGAGAGCAGCACAUCAUCUACACCUGGCAGGGAUUAAAGAGCACUCAGGAUGAGCUGGCGACCUCCGCCUUCCUGACCGUGCAGCUGGACGACUCCAUGGGCGGAGCUCCUGUCCAGGUGCGGGUCACUCAGGGUCAGGAGCCUCCUCACCUGAUGAGCUUGUUUAAAGGAAAGCCCAUGAUCAUCCACAGUGGAGGAACGUCCCGUAAAGGAGGACAGACGCAGGCGGGAACCACACGUCUCUUCCACGUCCGCACCAGCACCACUAAAGCCACUCGGGCUGUUGAGGUGAACCCGUGUGCCUCCAAGCUCAACUCCAACGACGUGUUCGUCCUGAAGUCUCCUAAUUCACUCUUCGUGUGGCGGGGCGUCGGUGCCAGCGACACGGAAAUUACAGGUGCCAAAUUCGUGGUCAGUUUCCUGGGAGGGAAACCCGUCGACGUCGCCGAGGGCAAAGAGCCAGCGGAAUUCUGGGCCGCUCUGGGAGGAAAGAAGGAAUAUCAGACUUCCAAAACUCUGAAGAACACCAUCAAACCUGCUCGUCUGUUCGGCUGCUCCAACAAGACCGGCCGGCUCACGGUCGAGGAAGUUCCUGGCGACUUCAACCAGGCUGAUUUGGCCACUGAUGAUGUCAUGCUGCUGGACACCUGGGAUCAGAUCUUCCUGUGGGUGGGCAAAGAAGCCAACGAGGUGGAGAAGACCGGAGCUCCAAAAAUCGCUAAAGACUACGUGGCCACAGACCCGGCCGGCCGGUGCGGUAUCCCCAUCACCAUCAUCAAACAAGGCAACGAGCCUCCGACCUUCACAGGCUGGUUCCUGUGCUGGGACCCCACGAUGUGGGACAUCAAUCCCCUGGAGAAAAUCCGCACUAAAUGCUAAUCCAUCAAUCAUCAUCUGCUCUAUCUGCUAUUUGCACUUAGCAGGCACUGAUGCACAAACGGUUUUACAUAUUUUUUCUUUUUUAACUCUUUAUUAUUGUCUCACAUAAGAAAACUGAUGCAGCAUGACAGACGUUCAUUUUCUGUAAUAAGUCUGGAAUAAUAUCCAUGAAAUUAAUUUUACAUUGGUGUUUAAAAUCUCUCUGAGUUUCUCACUUCCUGGUAAACUUUACACAAUAUCAACGAUUAACGAUGUGAUACGCUCAUCACCGGACAUCACGUCUGAUCCCAGGUGCUUAAGUCCUGCUUUUAUAACAGAUUUUUACCAGUUAUCGAUCUAGCGAUCUAAUAGCAGCUAGCUAGCUCAAAUACGUUCCGGUGAACACUGUGUAAGAUGCUAGACGCAAAUAUACUUAAUAAACUUUAACAAUUUA
Molecule: messenger RNA, 2779 nt
Organism: Hemibagrus wyckioides
Lineage: Eukaryota; Metazoa; Chordata; Actinopteri; Siluriformes; Bagridae
Gene: scinlb
Product: scinderin like b
Exons: 17
Coding region: 184-2346 (720 amino acids)
Biological process (GO): actin filament severing; barbed-end actin filament capping; actin polymerization or depolymerization
Cellular component (GO): cytoplasm; actin cytoskeleton
Molecular function (GO): actin filament binding; phosphatidylinositol-4,5-bisphosphate binding
Source: RefSeq, a predicted model, not a curated record